Heterotrigona itama is the source of this 2966-nucleotide messenger RNA. Lineage: Eukaryota; Metazoa; Arthropoda; Insecta; Hymenoptera; Apidae. The record is from the annotation of a GenBank genome assembly.
AUGAGGUAAGAGACUUGUUCUACGAGCGAACGAUUGCUUGGUUAGCCAAUUGAUAGGUCGUGAAUUUUCCUGCAUUUGCGAGAAACUUCUUUGUCGACGGAAGUGAAAGAAGAGAAAUCUGUAUCGUGAAUAUUUAACACUAAAUGUACCGGCAUUUUACAUAUACCUAACUUACCAUAAGGGGUCAUUUGACCCCUUAUGAAUGAACGUCGAUUUUUAGAAAGAAAUUCUUAAUUUAUUAAAAGAAAUAAUUUGCAACGUAACUUCUGAUUUCUAAUGAAAUAUUCAAACACAUAUUUUUAUUUAAAGUAAAGUUAUGAAUAAACGUUGAUUUUUAGAAAGAAAUUCUUAAUUUAUUAAAGGAAAUAAUUUGUGCAACAUAACUUCUGAUUUCUAAUAAAAUACUCAAACAUAUAUUUUUAUUCAAAGUAAAUUUUGCUAAUUUCUAGUAAAAUACUCAAACAUAUAUUUUUAUUUAAAGUAAAGUUUUAUAAGAGGCCAUUUGAACUCCUUAUGAAUAAACGUUGAUUUUUAGAAAGAAAUUCAGGUCAUUUGACUCCUUAUGAAUAAACGUUGAUUUUUAGAAAGAAAUUCUUAAUCUUAUGAAUAAACGUUGAUUUUUAGAAAGAAAUUCUUAAUUUAUCAAAGGAAUAAUUUGUGCAACAUAACUUCUGAUUUCUAAUAAAAUACUCAAACAUAUAUUUUUAUUCAAAGUAAAUUUUGUGAUAAUUUCUGAUUUCUAAUAAAAUACUCAAACAUAUAUUUUUAUUUAGAAUAAAUUUUGAAAAGCUUAGUACGUUUAGUGUUAAUCAAGAAUAUCAAAUUAUGAAUUUACGUUCGAACUACAACAUUCAUGGAGCGUGGAAAUGGAAUAAUUUCUGUUUCAGUGAAAUGAAGAACCAGAAGAAGAACUUGAACAACUCUAUAGGGCCCACCGAAACGACCCGGCUGAGGUCAAAAUUGGAGAAUUUCGACGACGUUCUGCCAUAUGUCGGGGAUUAUGGCAGAUAUCAGUGGUUGCUAUUACUCUCGUUACUGCCUUAUGGCACAACAUACGCGUUCCUAUAUUUCUCGCAAUUUUUCAUCACGAUCAUUCCCGCGGAACACUGGUGCAGGAUAGACGAAUUAGCGGAUUCGAAUUUCACCCAAGAGGAGAGGAUCAAAAUUGGGAUUCCACGAACGAACGAUUAUCCGUAUUAUGACCAGUGUAACCGGAAGGACCUAAACUUCGCGGAGAUCCUGCGGAGUGGCGAGGAUUUACGCUCAUUAGAGUUCCAAACGAACAAAACAGUGGAAUGUACUCGGUGGGAGUACAAUUUCACGCAGAUUCCAUAUCCUAGUAUAGGAACUGAGCUAGAUUGGGUAUGCAACCGAGAAUACCUCGUAUCAACGGCGCAGGCCAUCUUCUUCUGCGGAUCCAUCGUCGGUGGUUUCCUAGUCGGCUGGAUCGCCGAUCACAAGGGCCGUAUCCCGGCUCUGAUGUUCUGCAACAGUAUUGCCCUUCUCUCGUCUAUCGUCACUGCCAGCGCGAAUAGUUUUUGGUCGUUCGCCGUUUGUAGAUUUCUCACCGGACUGGCGUUCGACAACUGUAUCAACAUCCCUCUGAUUAUCGUGCUCGAAUAUAUGGCUGUCUCGAAGCGAACGUUAGUCGUCAACGUCGCGUUUGGCAUUUAUUUCGCAGCAGCUAGUACAAUUUUACCAUGGAUGGCUUACUACAUCUCGAACUGGCGAUAUUUCACUUACCUCACCGCCGUGCCACUGUUAUCAGUCGUUAUUACGCCAUGGAUCCUCCCCGAGAGUGCCCGUUUAUCUUAUCCGUUAAAUACCAAAGUUGAUCAAAUGAAAUUAUUGCAGAGCAAUCUGGAGGCGUCGGACAAAAUCCAAGAAUCAGCCACGGUGUUCGAUCUGUUCAAAACGCCACGCCUGGCUAGAAACACUGUCCUUCUGAUUGCAUUCUGGAAAAGCUCGGUGUUCGUGUCGUUCUCGAUCGCUUGUGCCACAGAACUUCCGGCUGGAUUAUUGCUCACCCUGUUGCUGGAUCGAUGGGGUCGUAGACUCUGCGGAUUUCUCACUCUGGCGAUGACUUUUAUGCUCAGUAUCGCCGAACUUCUGCUUCGUUCCGUGACGGCCAAAUUAGUAAUGUCAGUGCUCUCGCGAUUUUGUCUGAACAUGGUAGCCAACAUUGCUCUCCAAUAUGCAGCAGAGCUUCUCCCUACACCAGUCAGAUCGCAAGGAGUGUCUUUGAUUCAUAUUUUUGGAAUAGUGGCGCAUUGUUUGGCACCGUAUAUCACCGACUCGGCUGCAAUUUGGGAAGGACUUCCAAUGCUGAUAAUCAGCGCAGUAUCCUUUCUUGGCGCGGCGAUUGUUUUGUUCCUACCGGAAACCAUGGGUCAGAAUCUUCCCCAGACCAUCAAGCAAGGUGAAGAAUUCGGAAGAGAGCAACGUUUCUGGUCGUUACCUUGCUGUCACAAGCCACACUUCAAUGGGCAUCAACAUUAUCAUUCUUGCGAACGAUAGUUAUCUAAUUCUUAAUAACAAUUUAACUGAUAAAACACGUAAAAGAAAGGAAAGAAGAAACGAGGGAAGAGCCGAGUUUUGUGUUUCAAAGUAAGAAUUAUAACGGAUUAGCCUGAUGAUGUUUAUGCGAGAAAAACGAAUCUACUUUUGUAUCCUACUGCGUUAAUCUUUACUUUUAUUAUUAUUUAGCGUUUAAACGUUUCUAAACUUUAGCUCUAAGCAAAAACAUGCCUAGACACUGUGUUCCUAUAUAAUUUUUACCGUUAUCUUUUUACUUUAAGAGCUUUCAAUAUUAGUUUAACAUUAUGUCAAACAUAAGAUAAUUGAAAAUGUUUCUUUUAAGUUCUUUUAAAUUUUUUAGAAGGAUGGUGUGUUUAGAUAAUUUUUUUUUUUUUUAUUGAAAGAAAAGAUGUUUUAAACGAUGCUUAUAUAUGUAUAUAUAUAUAUAU